Anopheles arabiensis is the source of this 643-nucleotide messenger RNA. RefSeq lists its product as uncharacterized. The coding region runs from base 164 to 541 and encodes 125 amino acids. Lineage: Eukaryota; Metazoa; Arthropoda; Insecta; Diptera; Culicidae. The transcript is spliced from 2 exons. The record is from RefSeq and is a predicted model, not a curated record.
UCAGAAGUGCCGAGAGCGCCAGAUCCUAACGCAUUCAUCAGUUCAUCGCAGUUCAUCGACUUCAAGGCGGCCUACGACACCAUAGGCCGGAAUGAGCUAUGGAGCAUCAUGCAACGUUACCACUUACCUGAGAAGUUGAUCCCAUUUUUAGAGCUUACCAUGAAUGGGGUGCAGUGCAAGAUGGCAUCGGCAGGACAAACCCCCGACACAAACGCGAAGCAGCAAGAAUUGGAUUGCGAAUCAAUGCGACAAGACGAAGUAUCUACUUGCCGGAGAAUCAGACCAUCUGGUAAGCAGUGUAUUAGUUCACGGCGACAGUAGUAACUUUCUCGAGGUAGUAAAGGAGUUUUGCUAUCUCGGAACGGUCGUUAUUUCGGACAACGAUAUCAGCAGCGAAAUCCGAAGACACAUUGUACACGGGAAUCGGGCAUACUAUGGGCUUCACCGACUGCUGAGACCCAGAAGACUUCAAACCCGCACGAAAUGUGAGAUAUAUCGCACAUUGAUUCGUCCGGUGGUGCUCUACGGACACGAAUCCUAGACCAUCCGAACGGAGGAUGCAAACGCUCUGGGCGUGUUUGAGCGUCGCAUCCUCCGGACCAUCUUUGGCGGUUUGUUCGAGCAUGGAGCGUGGAGGAGAAGG